Aspergillus saccharolyticus JOP 1030-1 is the source of this 1013-nucleotide messenger RNA. Its product is annotated as mitochondrial pyruvate carrier family protein. Gene Ontology annotation, biological process: pyruvate import into mitochondria. Lineage: Eukaryota; Fungi; Ascomycota; Eurotiomycetes; Eurotiales; Aspergillaceae. Gene Ontology annotation, cellular component: mitochondrial inner membrane. The transcript has 4 exons. Gene Ontology annotation, molecular function: pyruvate transmembrane transporter activity. Bases 238 to 765 code for a protein of 175 amino acids. The record is from RefSeq and is a predicted model, not a curated record.
CUUGACUACCAUUGCUCUAUCGUUACCUUCAAGCUCGAAUUUGCUGGUUCAAUUUUUGAUCACGGUCAUCGCUAUCAAGAAGGAUCCCUUCUGCCUCUCCUUGCGUCGCCUUUUUCUCUCCGCUCUCUGUUACUAGGGAUUAACCCGACACUCUCCGCUCUAACCCUUCCAAACUCUCUCCAUUGCACCCACCCUUGCCCGCCGCGCUCGGUCUUUCUUCAUACCAAAUCUUUCACAAUGUCAUCUCGUGUCGGUCUCCGCUUCUUCCAGAACUCCCGCGCCGCUUUCCGCAAUGCAUAUGGUCCCUUCCGUCGGUCUGGCGCCCAGGGUUUCCGCUUCCAAAGCUCAGAUGCCGCCGCGGCCGAGCAACAGAGCUUUUUCCAGCGUCUAUGGAACAGCCCCGUCGGUGUGAAGACGGUGCAUUUCUGGGCCCCCGUUAUGAAGUGGGCUCUCGUCAUUGCCGGUAUCUCCGAUUUUAGCCGUCCUGCCGAGAAGCUGUCCCUGACCCAGAACGGUGCUCUGAUGGCCACCGGUGCCAUCUGGACUCGCUGGUGCAUGAUCAUCACUCCUAAGAACUACCUGCUUGCUGCUGUCAACUUCUUCCUUGGUAUUGUCGGUGUUGUCCAGGUCAGCCGUAUCGUUUCUUACCGCCGCAGCCUGGAUGGCUCUACCACUGAGGCUGUGAAGGAUCUGGAAAAGGAAGUGGUUGAUGAUGCCAAGGCUGCGGCUGCUACCGCCAAAGCCGCUGUCAAGAAGUCGGUCUAAAUGACCCUUUUUGGACACAAUCAGAAGGGGAUUUUGGGAUCAUGUAAGCUGGGCACUCAACCAAAACUAGAUUAGAUCCCCCCUUGUCUCUUCGGAGGAUGAGAUUGUCGGUGUAUGUACCAUUCGGAUGGUUUACCACUAAGCGACCGAGGAGACAAGGAGGAACCCCGCUGGGAAUUUCCUUUUUUAUCCCUUCUUGCGCCUGUACAUAUUUCAAUUGACUAGAAUGAAGAAGUUUCGAGGCUUGU